AUGUGUUUACGGUACAGAAAUCCACACCAUAUCUACGAUGUGGUACGUCCCUUGCUAGCCUUUUCGAAGGUGUUUGGACAAACUGCAUUUUCGAUUGUGGGCGAACCACCGUACGUGCAGAUCAAAGUAACUCGUCUCGAGUUUGCAGCAUUGUUGAUAAACUUUGUGGGGAAUUGUUUUUGCGCGUACAUCAAUAUUGUCAACAUUCGUUUGACCCGAUUUACCGGGUCAACAGUGAUGGAUAAGGGACUUAGUUUUCUGUUCCCAUUCGGUGCUGCCGUUAUGACCCUGUUGGCCAUCGAUAACUUCUUGCGGCGCAACCUUACCUGCACCAUACUAGCACAGCUGUUCGCAGUGGAUCGGUCUUUGCAGCGGAAGAACCAUGACCUUAACCAAAGGCGACAGUUUGUGGUGCUUGCGCGGCUACUGUACACGUUGGCUGGGCUCAUCGCACUUGGGACGUUGUUCACGCUCGGAAUGAGUUUAUUUUCUGAAAAUUAUCUAAAAAAUCACAUGAUUAACGGGUUAUCUUAUGCGUACACUGGAGUACAGUUUAUGAUAGUGAAUUUUCAUUUCGUUGUCACUGCACGGUUGGUUACAUAUCGACUGGAAGCGAUAAAAUGCUGCAUAAGGAAACACUUCGAGUCUGGAUCGUGGUGGAUCGAGCAAAAGCCACGCUGGGGACGCCGGAUGGAUCCAAUCGAUGUCGUCGCGGAGCUUGCUGGAGAUUUCGCUACCUUGACGCGUAUCGUUGACCGAGCCAAUCAGAUCUACUCGAAUCAGGUCGUCGGUCUAAUCUGUGGUGUAAUAAUGUACAGCAUUUUCGUAAUAUACGCCAGCUCGUACACUUAUUUCGCUGGAAGUGUGCAUGAAUUUCGGUUGACUUUCAUUCUGCUGACAGCCUGGAUGUUUUACAUCCUCAUGGUUGGAUUAAUUUUCUUCUCGGGAAUGGGUGUGGAAAACACUAGCAAUGAUAUUGUGAAUCUGCUGCAUGAUGCUCUGCAGCAGGAGAACGAUGUAUCGACCAAGCGCAAGCUUGUUUGCUUCUCACAACAAAUUCUUCUCCGACAGCCGAGACUACGAUGCAUGUUUUAUGAUUAUAAUUGGAAAACGCUGUCAAGUAUGUUUGGGCUGGUGGUUACCUACCUAGUAAUACUGUUGCAGUUCGACAUAAUAACUGACCGUUCAUCCAAUGAAGUUCCCUUGCCUGCGUGA
Messenger RNA from Anopheles moucheti, 1215 nucleotides. RefSeq lists its product as uncharacterized. Lineage: Eukaryota; Metazoa; Arthropoda; Insecta; Diptera; Culicidae. The coding region runs from base 1 to 1215 and encodes 404 amino acids. Gene Ontology annotation, biological process: sensory perception of taste. The transcript is spliced from 2 exons. Gene Ontology annotation, cellular component: membrane; dendrite; axon. The record is from RefSeq and is a predicted model, not a curated record.